AUGACUGCCACCGAAGAUCCCGACCUCAAGAAAUGGCUCCCCGAUGUGAAACUGACCGUCAAAGUCAACGGAACCCCCAACGACCAACCCAAGAGCCAGGAUGUCUUUGCCCUCUCUCAUCCCAAGAUGGUGUCGCUCAUGCAGUACAUCUACACCGGCGCUAUGCUGCCGACUACAACGAAAAACUACUGUAACCGGAUGCAAAUCGAGGAGACUGCAAUUCCUUCCGAUGUAAAGGAAGCGAUGGCCAAUGUUCUUGUCACUUACUCAAGGAUCAACACCGAGUGUACUGGUUUCAGCCAGAAGACCUGGCCAGACAUAGUCACCCUGGCGGGUAGUAUCUCAGAUUACUGUGAGGAGGCUUGUGGCAAAGGCAACAUAGAUGGCGCCUUCUAUGUUCAGCUGUUGAAGCUGAUUGGGGAGUAUAAUGAUCUGAAGAAGAACAAUGCAGACAAGAAGGAAAUAGAACAGAAGGCCAGUGAUGUGAAGGACUACGUGGAGGAGUUCAAGGACAAACUUAAGGAUUUGAGUGAUCAAAGCACCAAGAUGCGCGAUGCUCUCAACGCCUUUAAAGGCAAAUGCUCUACAAACCAGCAAGACCUCGACAGCGAAGCUGGGAAAGUACAAAAAAUGCUCACUGACAAAAACGGGGCGAUUGCAAAGAUAAGAGACGAAAUUAAAAAGGCACAGAAUGACUUGAGGGCGGCACAGGAAGAGUACAAACACGAUGUCAUUGUGGCUUCUACAACCCCUGCCUAUGCAUGGUGUACAAUCUUCGGUUUUAUUGCUGCCAUCACCACGGCAUCGAUUUACGGAAGUAAGGCAGUCGCGAUGCGGAAAGCUAUUGAAAGAAUCGAGGGCCUCAUCAAAAAAGACGGGGAAAUUCUCAAGGCCGACGUGGCCAUCGAUGGCGACCUGACCCGUAUGAAGGCCGAUCUGCAAACGAUCAUCGACCUGAUCGGGCCUGCCAUCGAGAUCUUAGGUUCACUCAUCACUGUUUGGCAGCAAAUGGGCGACAACUUGACCUCUAUUUCGAAGGAGAUUGACCUCGGGCAGACUAUUCGAGGCGUCACUUUGGAGCGAGCCAAACUAAAUAACGUUGUGACGGGUUGGAAGGAGAUGCAAACAAAGGUCGACACUUUCCGCAAUACCGCGUAUAUCCAAGACACCAAGAAGGUCAUGACGAUCAAAGAAUGGAUGGACAACUCAAAGAAAUGA
Aspergillus glaucus CBS 516.65 is the source of this 1218-nucleotide messenger RNA. RefSeq lists its product as uncharacterized. The transcript has 6 exons. The coding region runs from base 1 to 1218 and encodes 405 amino acids. Lineage: Eukaryota; Fungi; Ascomycota; Eurotiomycetes; Eurotiales; Aspergillaceae. The record is from RefSeq and is a predicted model, not a curated record.